UUUUGCAGAAUACAACUUCCUGGGUGCUGUAUAACAUGGCCUCAUUCUAUUGGAGGAUAAAGAAUGAGCCUUAUCACGUGGUGGAAUGUGCCAUGCGAGCUUUGCACUUUUCUUCCAGACAUAAUAAGGACAUUGCACUACUGAACAUGGCGAAUGUUUUGCACCGUGCACAUUACUCGGCUGAUGCUGCUAUCCUUGUUCAUGCUGCACUUGAUGUAUCUCCUGGGCUUGAUGUGUCCACUGACUCCCUGGUCAGCCACUACACUCUUGGGAACAUAUAUGCAGUAAGUGUCGGG
Staurois parvus is the source of this 296-nucleotide messenger RNA. The record is from the annotation of a GenBank genome assembly. NCBI's taxonomy places the organism in Eukaryota, Metazoa, Chordata, Amphibia, Anura, Ranidae.